CUAGGGUUCGUAAAUUUCUAAAUUUUUAAACCCAAAAUCGGUCUCUGCGUGGUUCAAUCCCUACUUCUAAUCAAUUGCACAGCCACUCAAGUUUAAAUUACAUGUUUGAUUUCUCCAUUUUCUAUUCCAAUUGCUGUCGCUCGUGAUGGGAAACAAGGCCACUGAAGAAAUCAUCUCCACUGUUCGGUCGAUCGUCGGCGGCGAAUUUACCGACAUGGACAUAAUUCGAGCCCUCCACUUGGCCAACAAUGACCCAACCGCCGCGAUUAAUAUCAUCUUCGACACGCCAAAGAGUUUCCGGAAGCCUGAUUUCCCCAAGAAGUCCGACAGCACUCUUAAUUCGGAGCCUCCGGUUGUUGUCGACUCUAUCGUAAAGCAGAAUGUUAGUCGGUUAGAUAAUUCUGAUUCUGCUUCGAGAUCGAACGUGAAUUUAAGUGGAAGCAACCAGUGUGGGGGGAAUGGUUAUACUGAUAGAGCAAAGUUAGAAGAAACGGGGAGUGAGUGGUGGUUUGUUGGAAGCGCUGAGGUCGCUGGGUUGUCCACUUGUAAAGGGAGGGCCUUGAAGCCUGGCGACGAGGUGAAUUUUACAUUCCCUGCUCAGAAAAAGUUGAUAGCGCCCUCACCUGGGAAGAUUGGGGGUGGGCGAGGCCGCCAGGUGGCGACGUGCUCUGAGAUUAUAAGGUUUUCUACCAGCGCUUGUGGAGAGAUUGGUCGUAUUCCAAAUGAAUGGGGCCGGUGUCUUUUACCUCUUGUAAGGGAUAAGAAGGUUUGCGUUAAGGGAUGUUGCAAGUCUGCUCCUCCUGUGCUGGGAAUCAUGGAUUCUGUUGUUUUGUCGAUUAGCAUUUACAUAAACAGUUCCAUGUUCCAAAAGAGCCAACAUAUGUCACUUAAGGCAGCCAGUAAUUCAGUCGAUGAAUCAAUUCUUCACCCCCUUCCGACUUUGUUUAAAUUGUUGGGACUUAUUCCUUUCAAGAAGGCAGAAUUUACUCCUGGAGAUCUGUAUACAAGGAAGAGGCCUUUCGAUUCUGAGGAAAGCUCUUUUUUGCCUCCGUUAAUCUCACAUAUAAAUAAAUUCAAGAGUGCAUCUUCUGGGAAUGAAAAUAAUGAUGAAAAUGAAGAAUCGGUUUCUGAGAAUGACCUUGACAAUAUUGUAGGUGUAACUGACAGCUCUGAAAUAGAGGAAAUGGAGCCUCCUAGUACUCUACUAUGUGAGCUUCGCCCUUACCAGAAGCAGGCUCUCAGUUGGAUGAUCCAACUUGAGAGGGGACACCGUGGGGAUGAGGCUGCAACAACUAUGCACCCAUGUUGGGAUGCUUAUCAACUUGGUGACAAGAGGGGUUUGGUCAUAUACAUUAAUGCCUUUUCAGGUGAUGCAACAGUUGAAUUCCCUAGCACGCUUCAAAUGGCUAGAGGAGGAAUUUUGGCAGAUUCUAUGGGACUUGGGAAAACUAUAAUGACUCUCUCUCUCCUUCUCACGAAUUCCGAAAGAGAUGGGUCGCUGAGUUGUUCAUCUACCAGUCAGUCUCCCAAUGACAAUUGUGAAGCAAACUUGAGUUCCGAUAAAUCACCAAUACCUCAGAAAAAAUCUUCAAAAUUUACUGGUUUUGAGAAGCUUAUGAAGAAAAGAGCCCCGCUUGUUGGUGGUGGCAAUCUCAUUAUAUGCCCAAUGACACUUAUUGGCCAGUGGAAGACAGAAAUUGAAACUCAUGCGCAGCCUGGGACUUUGUCACUAUACGUUCAUUAUGGGCAAAGUAGAUCAAAGGAUGCAAAAGUUCUUGCACAAAGUGAUGUUGUAUUAACUACAUACGGAGUACUGGCUUCUGAGUUUUCAGUAGAGGGUGCUGAAGAGAAUGGAGGAUUAUAUUCGGUUCGAUGGUUCAGAGUGGCGCUUGAUGAGGCACAUACUAUAAAAUCACCCAAAAGCCAAAUUUCAAUUGCUGCCGCUGCCCUUGCUGCCGAUCGUAGAUGGUGUCUAACUGGAACACCUAUCCAGAACAGCUUGGAGGAUGUCUAUAGUCUACUUCGAUUUUUGAAGAUUGAACCUUGGGGAAGCUGGGCUUGGUGGAAUAAGCUUGUGCAGAAACCUUUUGAGGAGGGUGAUGGGAGGGGAUUAAAGUUGGUUCAAUCUAUCCUAAAGUCAAUUAUGUUAAGAAGAACCAAGUCUAGCACAGAUAGAGAAGGCAGGCCAAUUUUAGUUUUGCCACCUGCGGAUAUUCAAGUAGUAUAUUGCAAUCUGACUGAAGCCGAAAAAGAUUUUUAUGAAGCAUUGUUUAAAAAAUCAAAGGUAAAGUUUAACCAAUUUGUGGAGCAAGGCCGGGUUCUUCACAACUAUGCUUCUAUACUGGAAUUGCUUUUACGUCUUCGUCAAUGCUGUGAUCAUCCAUUCCUUGUCAUGAGCCGAGGCGACACUCAAGAGUACUCUGAUUUGAAUAAACUGGCAAGGCGGUUCUUGAAGGAUGGGCAGGACAACGUGAAUGGACAAACUAAAGAUAUACCUUCACGUGCCUAUAUUCAGGAAGUUGUGGAGGAGUUACGCAAAGGGGAUGAAGGAGAAUGUCCUAUAUGUUUGGAAGCUUUUGAAGAUGCAGUAUUGACACCUUGUGCUCAUCGACUGUGCCGAGAGUGUCUAUUGUCAAGCUGGAGAGGCUCUAUGUCUGGCCUUUGUCCAGUGUGUAGGAAGACAGUUAGCAAGCAGGAGCUGAUUACUGCCCCAACUGAUAGUCGGUUCCAGGUUGAUGUUGAAAAAAACUGGGUGGAAUCUUCCAAAGUUUCUGCUCUUAUUGGUGAAUUAGGAAAUCUGGAAUCUGCAGGCUCAAAAAGCAUUGUCUUCAGUCAAUGGACUGCCUUUUUGGAUCUAUUGCAAAUUCCUCUUUCUCGGAGUAAUAUUACAUUCCUUCGACUAGAUGGAACCCUGAACCAACAACAGAGAGAAAAAGUAAUAAAACAGUUUUCUGAGGAUGAUAACAUUAAGGUGUUACUCAUGUCACUGAAGGCUGGUGGAGUCGGAAUUAAUCUCACUGCAGCAUCUAAUGCAUUUGUCAUGGAUCCAUGGUGGAAUCCAGCAGUUGAAGAACAAGCAGUAAUGCGGAUUCAUCGCAUUGGACAAAGUAAUAAAGUCGUAAUCAAACGAUUUAUUGUGAAGGAUACCGUUGAGGAGAGAAUGGAAGCAGUGCAGGCUAGGAAGCAGAGAAUGAUAUCUGGUGCUCUAACUGACCAAGAAGUGCGAACUGCACGAAUAGAGGAACUGAAAAUGCUCUUCACUUAAGACUAGCUUUUGAAUGAUGCAUCUAACAGUGUCAAUUUCCCAAGGAACCUCUCCUGCGGAUUCCCCAUUAUAUGACUGGAUUCUGGUUCGCUGAGGAAUAAUAUUACGAGCAAUAUCAUGUUCCCUCGAAGACCUUUGGGAUUCAUUGGAAGCUAGUGAGAAAUUGAAGCAUGUGGAAUAAUUGUUCCAAUCUUUGGUGGAGUUGUUACAAAAUGGCUUAUGCUCUCUGAAGAACAAUCAAACAAUCACUGCUUUCAGUGAGGAGCUCCAAAGGUGAAGAUUUGUCAUCAUAAAACAGGUGAAUAUUCAAUUAUUCAAUGGAACAGGAGAAAUAAAGUUAUGUUGUGAAGUAUUUACUUAUAACCUUCUUUCAUUGAUAGUUGUUAAGAAUAUUAGUAUUAUGUCCCACAUCGGUGAUGUGACAUAGCCUAGCUUAGUGUUUUGUACUAUAUAUAUGUGGCCUGUGUUGAGUAAUAAAAUACACCAAAUACACUACUA
Molecule: messenger RNA, 3763 nt
Organism: Salvia splendens (bonfire salvia)
Lineage: Eukaryota; Viridiplantae; Streptophyta; Magnoliopsida; Lamiales; Lamiaceae
Gene: RAD5
Product: DNA/RNA helicase protein
Exons: 20
Coding region: 146-3265 (1039 amino acids)
Biological process (GO): DNA repair
Cellular component (GO): nucleus
Molecular function (GO): nucleic acid binding; ATP binding; protein binding
Source: RefSeq, a predicted model, not a curated record